AUGUCAAUUAAAGCUGAAUUACAAUAUCAAUUAAAAGAAAUCGGUUAUGAACUUGGUCCAUUCACAUCAAAAGAUACAUUAUCUAUCAUACGAUGUCUUCAUUCUGUAGUAUUACAAGAAAAAAAUAUCAAUGUUGCAAAAUUAAAUGAUCUUGAACUUCGAGCAAAUCUAACUCAACAUGGUUUUAAAGUUGGACCUAUUACAAAUCAUACUCGUGCUAUUUAUCAACGUAAAUUACUUGAAGUAUUAACUCAUCAAACAACGAAUGGACAAGACGAUGAGUUUGAAAUUGAUGAAUCAAUUCAUCAAACUGAAUAUGAUAUUAAUGAAAAUAGUAGUCUCUAUUCGAAUUCACAAAAUUUUAAAAAUACUAAACCGAUAAUUAUUCGACAUGAUUAUAAAGCUACUUCAUCAUCAAGAAAUAUAUCAAAACGAAAUACUUAUGAAGAAUCAAAUGAAAUACGACCACGUAUUUCAACUAAAUCCAAUGAAAUUAAGAAAGAUAUUACAUCGAAUAAAAUUAAAAAUGAUAAAUUAAAAAUUGAAAAAAAGAGUAAUGGUACAUUUGUUUAUGCUAUUAUAACAAUUGUUGUUGCUAUUAUUGUAUUUUUUGCUUAUUUAUGGUUUGAAAAAUGA
Rotaria sp. Silwood1 is the source of this 636-nucleotide messenger RNA. The record is from the annotation of a GenBank genome assembly. NCBI's taxonomy places the organism in Eukaryota, Metazoa, Rotifera, Eurotatoria, Philodinida, Philodinidae.